AUUCUUUUGCUUUGGUCCAACAACCGUUUCUUUUCUCUAUUAUACCCGUAAUGGACUUCCCCGGGUUUCCACGCAUUCAUGGCAUUUUCUAUGCCGUAUUUGACGUUAUUAAAGGCAGCAUUGUAAAGCAUCAAGUUCCCGAAGGAAGCGUAGUGUCGCAAAAGUUGGGCAUGAAUGUCCCGAUUAAGCCGCUGAUCGACUUUGAGACUAUUCGCGAGUACAUUAUCCCCAAACCACAGCUGUACAAGCGGCUUGUCACUAUUAGUACCGACAAAUACAAGAUUAUGGGCUGUCCUGUCGCGAUUAACAACCAUGAAAAGUAUCACCUUAUUCGAAACGAAUUUCGUUUCAACUUGUGCUUUGUGUUUGAACGCGACGCUGAAACGAGUAGUUAUGAAGCUGUAGUACGCAAACUGGCUCGUGUUUUGGAGGUGCUAGAGGUGGAGUGCGAUUUCUUAUCACAAGAUGCGAGCUCGGAAAGCCGGACUGUCCAAAACGUUAUUGAACAAUUGUAUGAGGAUCUCAACAGCUACUGCGAGUGUCAAAUUCCAAUCAAUGCUUCCAAUACCAUCAACUUGAAGCUUUUCCCUACAUACAAAAAUCCGCCGACGGUGCAUGAUUAUCAGGUGCCGGUAUGCACGGUGGACUUGAAUCAUAUGAUGACAGUGAACUGGGAUUUGACAGUGCAAAAGAUGGUGCCACACAUUGAUGGCAUUAAUCAUGUUAAAGCGAUCGCCGAGUUGGCCAACGUGAAACCAGAUUGGGCUCGGCAGACUAUGCAGCAUUUGCUCUACUAUGGCUGUGUUAUCAUGGCCGAGAUUUUCCAGUUUUCAAACGUCUAUGCUGUUCGGCCUGAAAUAACACGUAUGUUGGAGUCAGGAAAGGCUAGUUUAGCACAAGAAUGCCUAGAGUACAUAACACUUCCUGGAGCAACGCAACCUCCGCUUCCACGUGUGUUUGCGCUGUACUGUGGUUUACAGUAUGGUUCCUCAGUGAGGGACUGGAUUGAAGAACACCAAGUUGCAGCUCUUCCGAUCGAUGUGCGGCGUUUCAUUUCAUUUGGAGUUAUUAAAGGAUUGAUUUACCGGGUACACAAAUAUCCCAUCUUAACCAAUGUCGACAGCAACGACGCUUCCUUCGGUUUGCCGCCAAAAAGCCAGUAUUCUAAAAUCUUCAACAUUAAUACUGGUGCGCCGAUACACCCGGACAUUAUUCCUUAUCUGGAUGGCCUCCAUCAUUACGAUGAGAUUUGUACUGCACUCAAGUGUUCUCCACAAGAGCUGGAUGAGCAACUACAGUCGUCCACCACCACCAGCACCACCAGCGGUAGUUUUGAGCCGGCCAUGCUGAAACCUAUCGAACACAAUAAGCGACUCGACGAGCACCAUCAUCACCCUGACAUCCAACAAUCCUUGCCAGUUCAACAGCAAAGGUCACGUUUAGAAGAUGACGAGCUGACAUUGCACUCAAACCGUAACCACUGGUCUGUGAAGUUUAUUUACAGGUGAUCAUACCCUGUUCAUUCAUUUUGUAUCAUAAUUAUAAAAAAAGACAUCUGUAGAUAAUAAAUAAUACUCACUAUAAUAAUACCACACACACUAAGCCUAUUGUUUUCUUCAAA
Molecule: messenger RNA, 1621 nt
Organism: Zychaea mexicana
Lineage: Eukaryota; Fungi; Mucoromycota; Mucoromycetes; Mucorales; Lichtheimiaceae
Product: nitrogen permease regulator 2
Exons: 7
Coding region: 51-1508 (485 amino acids)
Biological process (GO): positive regulation of autophagy; negative regulation of TORC1 signaling
Cellular component (GO): GATOR1 complex; vacuolar membrane
Molecular function (GO): GTPase activator activity
Source: RefSeq, a predicted model, not a curated record